AAGCUGGACACCACAAGACCAAACUAGUGAGAGAUAGAAGACGGAGGCACACAUGGCAUUGCAAGCCAUCUCUCUGGGGUCUCCCUUUCUUUCAAUGCCUUGCCUUCCUCGACUCUACUUCACUAAACGUAAACCAUUUGCUUGUAAGCGACUGCAACGAGAUAUGCUACUGUCUUUGCUGAUUUGAACUUACUGUAUACCGGAGUUUGUUCUUUCCUGACCCCUUUGCGGGUUUUGAGCGAUUGAAGAUUGCUGUUAAUUUGAUAAUUUCUGCUCUGUGUAUCUGCUGAGACAUAGAAGUUUCGGUUGGCCUUUAAAGGAUUCACCACUAUCAUCUUAAGUUUCUUCUGAGCUCUCUUUGAUGUGUACCUCCUGUGCAUUUUCGUGGCAGCAAUGAGUGAUGAUCCAAUACGUGAGUGGAUCCUCUCAGAAGGAAAGGCAACUCAGAUUACAAGGAUUAGCUCUAUUGGUGGUGGUUGCAUCAAUCGUGCCAGUCGUUAUGACACUGAUGCUGGUUCUUUCUUUGUUAAAACAAACAGGAGCAUUGGGCCAUCAAUGUUUGAGGGAGAGGCUCUCGGCCUAGGUGCUAUGUAUGAAACCCAAACAAUUCGAGUACCUAGGCCGUUUAAGGUCGGACCCCUUCCAACAGGUGGAUCAUACAUUAUUAUGGAAUUUAUUGAAUUUGGUGCAUCUAGGGCUGACCAGUCUGUUUUAGGUAGGAAGCUUGCUGAAAUGCAUAAAGCGAGGAAGUCUGACAAAGGCUUUGGCUUUGAUGUUGAUAAUACAAUUGGCAGCACUCCACAGAUAAACACUUGGACUUCAGAUUGGGUUAAGUUUUAUGCAGAGCAUAGAUUGGGUUACCAACUGAAGCUGGCACUAGACCAAUAUGGUGAUUCAACAAUUUAUCAAAAAGGAGAAAGACUGGUGAAGAACCUGGCACCUCUCUUUGAAAACGUUGUUAUAGAGCCUUGCUUGCUUCACGGAGACUUGUGGAGUGGAAACAUCACCUCUGACAAGAAUGGCGAGCCUGUUAUACUUGAUCCUGCGUGUUAUUAUGGGCAUAGUGAGGCAGAAUUUGGAAUGUCCUGGUGUGCAAGUUUCGGAGGUUCUUUCUACGACGCCUAUUUUGAGGUGAUGCCCGAACAGCCUGGCUUUGAGAAGAGGAGAGAUGUGUAUUUGUUGUAUCAUUACUUGAAUCACUACAAUCUGUUUGGUCCUGGUUACCGUUCAUCUGCAAUGUCAAUAAUAGAUGACUACCUACGGAUGCUGAAAGUUUAGGCAUUGCGCAAUGUAUCCAUCGAUCAGUGUUGGCCCUAUCAGUUCAAGAUUGCAGUAGUACUUUGCGCAAAGCCUUUUCUGUAUCAUAUGUAAAUUACUUUCACCUUUUAUUUCAAUCCCAACAUCUUUCUUCUCAAACGUUUAUUAUA
This is a messenger RNA of Tripterygium wilfordii, 1427 nucleotides long. Its product is annotated as protein-ribulosamine 3-kinase, chloroplastic. Lineage: Eukaryota; Viridiplantae; Streptophyta; Magnoliopsida; Celastrales; Celastraceae. The record is from RefSeq and is a predicted model, not a curated record. The transcript is spliced from 9 exons. The coding region runs from base 394 to 1278 and encodes 294 amino acids.